Molecule: messenger RNA, 1077 nt
Organism: Knipowitschia caucasica
Lineage: Eukaryota; Metazoa; Chordata; Actinopteri; Gobiiformes; Gobiidae
Source: the annotation of a GenBank genome assembly
AUGAACUGCCACUCCAGUCGUCUGGCGGUCAUUGACAUCGCCGGCGUUUUGACUCUUCUGGACCUGGACGUGCGGAGUGAGGAUAAAAGUGACCCUGGUGCUGCCGGAGACCCCUCCAAGUUUGAGCGAAAGGAUGUGUGGGACAUGAAGUGGGCCAAGGACAAUCCAGACCUGUUUGCCAUGAUGGAGAAGACCAGGAUGUAUGUUAUUCGAAAUCUGGACCCAGAGGAACCGAUCCAAACGUCUGGGUACAUCUGCAACUUUGAGGACCUGGAGAUCAAGUCUGUGCUGCUGGAUGAAAUCAUGAAGGACCCAGACCGACCCAACAAAGACAGCCUGAUUAACUUUGAGAUCAGAUCUUUGAGAGACAGCCGGGCUCUUAUUGAAAAAGUUGGAAUUGAAGAUGCUUCACAAUUUAUUGAGGACAACCCUCAUCCAAGACUUUGGCGUCUGCUCGCUGAGGCAGCCCUCCAGAAACUAGACUUAAAGACCGCGGAGCAGGCUUUCGUCCGCUGCAAAGACUAUCAGGGCAUUGAGUUUGUGAAGCGUCUGGGGAACUUAAAGAGCGAGCCCAUGAAGCAGGCAGAGGUGGCUGCCUACUUCAGCCGCUUUGAGGAGGCCGAGCGCAUGUACUUGGACAUGGACCGCAGAGAUCUGGCCAUCAGCCUCAGAAUCAAACUGGGAGAUUGGUUCAGAGUUCUUCAACUGCUCAAAAGUGGCUCUGGCGACAGCGACGACGCGCUGCAGGAACAGGCCCAUAACGCCAUCGGCGACUACUUCGCUGACAGACAGAAAUGGGUUAAUGCGGUCCAGUACUACCUCUUGGGCCGUAACCAGGAGCGUCUGGCCGAGUGCUACUACAUGUUGGAGGAUUACGAUGGCCUCGAACGACUAAUCAACCAGCUCCCAGACAACCACAAACUGUUGCCUGACAUAGGACAGAUGUUUGCUACAGUGGGAAUGUGUGAACAAGCAGUUAAUGCAUAUCUGAAGUGCAACCAGCCCAAAGCUGCUGUGGACACCUGUGUGCAUCUGAACCAGGUGAGAGACACCAGAUACCAGAUGAUAAUAAUAUAA